Molecule: messenger RNA, 3069 nt
Organism: Neomonachus schauinslandi (Hawaiian monk seal)
Lineage: Eukaryota; Metazoa; Chordata; Mammalia; Carnivora; Phocidae
Gene: TLR3
Product: toll like receptor 3
Exons: 5
Coding region: 78-2795 (905 amino acids)
Biological process (GO): inflammatory response; toll-like receptor signaling pathway; immune response
Cellular component (GO): membrane
Molecular function (GO): transmembrane signaling receptor activity; protein binding
Source: RefSeq, a predicted model, not a curated record
GGUGAGAACGACUGAAUUUGGACUAAUGAAAAAAGGAAUGGUCAGCUGUUAUCAGAGUAAAUGAAGAGGGGAGAAUCAUGAACCAGAGUUUACCUUUUCAUAUCUACUUCUUUUUGGGACUGUUGCCCUUGUGGAUACUGUGUACAUCCUCUGCCAAUAAAUGUGUUGUUAGACAUGAAGUAGCUGACUGCAGCCAUCUGAAGUUGACUCAAGUGCCUGAUGACCUUCCGGCAAACAUAACAGUGUUGAAUCUCACCCAUAAUCAGCUCCGAAGAUUACCAUCUGCCAAUUUUACAAGAUAUAGCCAACUUACUAUCUUGGAUGGAGGAUUUAACUGCAUCUCAAAACUGGAGCCAGAAUUGUGCCAAAAACUCCCCCUGUUGGAAAUUUUGAACCUCCAACACAAUGAGCUAUCUCACCUUUCAGAUCAAACUUUUGUCUUCUGCAUGAAUUUGACUGAACUCCAUCUAAUGUCCAAUUCAAUCAAGAAAAUUCAAAAUAAUCCCUUUCAAAACCUGAAGAAUUUAAUCAAAUUAGAUCUAUCUCAUAAUGGUUUAUCAUCUACUAAAUUAGGAAGUCAGCUCCAACUGGAAAAUCUCCAAGAGCUUCUGUUAUCAAAUAAUAAAAUUAAUGUACUGAGACCUGAAGAACUUGAUUUCCUUGGUAAUUCUUCUUUAAAAAAAUUAGAGUUGUCAUCAAAUCCAAUUAAAGAGUUCUCUCCAGGGUGUUUUCAUGCAAUUGGGAAAUUAUUUGGCCUCUCUCUGAACAAUGCUCAACUGACCCCCAGCCUCACAGAGAAGCUCUGUUUGGAACUGUCAAACACAAGCAUUCGGAAUCUAUCCCUGAGCAACACCCAGCUGUACAGAACAAGCAAUAUGACUUUCAUUGGAUUGAAGCACACAAAUCUCACCAUGCUCGAUCUUUCCCACAACAACUUAAAUGUGAUUGAGAAUAAUUCCUUUGCUUGGCUUCCACAUCUAGAAUAUUUCUUCCUGGAGUAUAAUAACAUAGAGCAUUUGUUUUCUCGCUCCUUUUAUGGGCUUCUCAAUGUGGGAUACCUGGAUUUGCAACGCUCUUUUUCUAAACAAAGCAUUUCCCUUGCUUUGCAUCCCAAGAUUGAUGAUUUUUCCUUUCAGUGGCUAAAAUGUUUGGAGUAUCUUAACAUGGAAGACAACAACUUUCCAGGCAUAAAAAACAAUAUGUUCACGGGAUUGAUAAAGCUGAAACACUUAAGUCUCUCCAACUCCUUCGCAAGUUUGCGAACUUUAACCAAUGAAACAUUUUUGUCCCUUGCUCAGUCUCCUUUAGUCACACUCAAUCUAACCAAAAACAAAAUCUCAAAAAUAGAGAGUGGUGCUUUUUCUUGGUUGGGCCACCUACAGGUACUCGACCUUGGCCUUAAUGAAAUCGGGCAAGAACUCACGGGCCAAGAAUGGAGAGGUCUAGGAAAUAUUGUUGAAAUCUACCUUUCCUACAACAAAUACCUACAACUGACUAGCAGCUCUUUUGUCUUGGUUCCAAGCCUCCGACGACUGAUGCUUCGAAGAGUGGCCCUUAGAAAUGUGGACAGCUCCCCUUCACCUUUUCAUCCUCUUCAAAACUUGACUAUUCUGGAUCUAAGCAACAACAAUAUAGCCAACAUAAAUGCUGAACUGUUGGAGGGUCUUGAGAAACUAGAAAUUCUGGAUUUGCAGCAUAACAACUUAGCAAGGCUAUGGAAACAUGCAAACCCCGGUGGUCCUAUUCAUUUUCUAAAGGGUCUUUCUCACCUCCACAUUCUUAAUUUAGAGUCUAAUGGCUUUGAUGAGAUCCCAGCAGAAGUAUUCAAGGACUUACUUGAAUUAAAAAGCAUUGAUUUAGGAUUGAAUAAUUUAAAUAUAUUUCCACCAUCUGUCUUUGAUGGUCAGGCAUCUCUAAAGUCAUUGAACCUUCAGAAGAAUCUCAUAACGUCAGUUGAGAAGAAUGUUUUUGGGCCAGCCUUCAGGAACCUGAGUAAUUUAGAUAUGAGCUUUAAUCCAUUUGAUUGUACCUGUGAAAGUAUUGCCUGGUUUGUUAAUUGGAUUAACAGGACCCAUACCAACAUCUCUGAGCUAUCAAGCCAUUACCUCUGCAAUACUCCACCUCAAUAUCAUGGUUUCCCCGUGAUGCUUUUUGAUAUAUCACCCUGCAAAGACAGUGCCCCCUUUAAACUCUUUUUCAUAAUAAAUACCAGUGUCUCACUGAUUUUUAUCGUUAUCGUACUGCUUAUCCAUUUUGAAGGCUGGAGGAUAUCUUUUUACUGGAAUGUUUUAGUGCAUCGAAUUCUUGGUUUCAAAGAAAUAGACAGACAGCCAGAGCAGUUUGAAUAUGCAGCGUAUAUAAUUCAUGCCUAUAAAGAUAAGGAUUGGGUCUGGGAACACUUCUUUUCAAUGGAAGAAAAAGAUCAAACUCUCAAAUUUUGUCUCGAAGAAAGGGACUUUGAGGCAGGUGUCCUUGAACUUGAAUCAAUUGUUAAUAGCAUCAAAAGGAGCAGAAAAACUAUUUUUGUUGUAACACAGAAUCUACUAAAAGAUCCAUUAUGCAAAAGAUUCAAGGUGCACCAAGCGGUUCAACAAGCUAUUGAACAAAAUCUGGAUUCCAUUAUAUUGAUCUUUCUUGAGGAGAUCCCAGAUUAUAAACUGAACCAUGCACUCUGUUUGCGAAGAGGGAUGUUUAAAUCUCAUUGCAUCUUGAGCUGGCCAGUUCAGAAAGAACGGGUAAAUGCCUUUCAUCAUAAAUUGCAAGUAGCGCUUGGAUCCAGAAAUUCAGUACAUUAAAUUUAUUUCAAGAAUAAGGUAACAGAGGAGUAACUUUCCCAACUUAAAAAGUUUCAUAGUCAAUUUAGGCUUUAUUUGAAAAUAAUGUAAAUCUGUUUAUUCAUAUUUAGAGAAUAUUGUCCCAUGAUUCUAUCUCUUCUAACUCUCUAUUGCAAGCCUUUUAUUACCAGCUGAGUUCAUUGGACCCAAAAUAACCAUAUAAGAAUAUCUUCUAUGAAUGAAUAUACAAUUGGUUACUGAGGUCUAUGACAACUUAAAAUUUUUUAAAAUAUUC